AUGCGUGAUGAUGGAUACCAGCUGUGGCAGUUGGUUGAUCGGGAAGGAUUUGAUUAUUUUGUGGUCCUGAGUGUUGGACAAGUUGAUACUGAACACUCUCCAGUUUCAGUCCACUGGCCUGCUAGCCCAUCCACCGACCCACCAGACCCACUUUCCCAGGCCUAUAUAUUCUCCAAAACCCUAAUCCCACCCAUCCACCCUGGCCGCCACCCCUGCCAGCCGCCGCAUCCUCGUCGUCGGGCUCCGACCAGCUGCGAUCUCCGUUGUUGGUUUUAUUAUACGGGAGAUUCGGGGGUCAGGUCCCAGGGGGAAAAUUCGUGGAGACUGGAGAAUGAUGCUGAUGAACUUCAGGACUGGAUCUCGUACUACCUCGGGUCCUCGCUGCUGUCUGCCAGGCCGUUCGCGCUCUCCCCCGGCGCCGAUGACACCGUUGCUUCCAAGGGUGAUGCUCAUGAACCAUUCAGGUGGCAAGUCCACUGCAUGAUGCAGUCCACGGUCGCCGUGCUGGUAUGGGGCAGCGGUGGCGGUUGGUGGCGUGUAGUUCACAGCGGCGGUGCUAGUGCGAAUCAGCGGUGGUGGUCGGUUGGAUGGAAGAUAGCAAAGGAGCAGCGCGACGCAGCCAAGGAUUUUUGUAUUUUUAUUUGUUGAAGUUGGUGUUCUUAUGCUUGUGUGCAUAAGUUUCUAUAUACACAAUGGAGCACUUCUAUGUAUUUUUGUAUUCUUAAUGCUUGUGAGCAUAAGUUUCUAUACAUUGUUGAAGUAGGUCUAUGUUGUUUUUAUGUGACAAUAUUCUUAUUCACCAAACCACUAAUUUCUAUGCAACGUUGGCACCAAAAACUUUUCUA
Molecule: messenger RNA, 845 nt
Organism: Sorghum bicolor (sorghum)
Lineage: Eukaryota; Viridiplantae; Streptophyta; Magnoliopsida; Poales; Poaceae
Exons: 5
Coding region: 1-648 (215 amino acids)
Source: RefSeq, a predicted model, not a curated record